This is a messenger RNA of Scatophagus argus, 2900 nucleotides long. RefSeq names its product butyrophilin-like protein 2. The transcript is spliced from 8 exons. The coding region runs from base 249 to 1763 and encodes 504 amino acids. The record is from RefSeq and is a predicted model, not a curated record. Lineage: Eukaryota; Metazoa; Chordata; Actinopteri; Scatophagidae.
GCCUGCGCGCGUACUCAUGGAACUCGGGUUACAGCUGUGAGAAGCGUUGCGUAUUUACUUUCGAUUUGGACCCGAAUAGUUUAUGAUUAAAAGUUACGGUUAUUCGUGUCAACUGCUAACGUCUUUAAAUGUCGCGUUGUAUUCCUUUGUGUUCAGCAGCUGUCAGCUGGCCGGUUUAUUCGGGACAUUUACCUUCAAACAGAUAAUAACAGUUAACGUGACGUUAGCUUUUCAUCGUCGCCAACUUCAUGGUCAAAAUGGUGGGACUCCAGAGGACGACUGAGGAGCUUCUGUUCUGGUGUUUCUGUCACCUCGUUCUGUCUGGAAUUGCUAUUGAACUGAAAUACGUGCGAGUCGUCGUACCUGAAGGCGAUGAGGCUGUUCUACCCUGUUCCCUCAGCACCAAGGAGGACCUGACACUAAAGCUCUUUGACUGGAAGAAAGAUGGUCAGAAGGAGGUGUUCCUGUAUGAUGCAGGCUCUCAUUACAAUAACGGCCGUCAAGGUCAAGACGAGCAGUUCAAAGGUCGUGUCUUCCAUUUUGAAGACAAACUGAAGAACGGUGAUGCCUCCAUAACCAUCAGACAGACGACGGUGGCUGACAGUGGAAACUACACCUGUGUUUUUCCACGUCAUGAGGGUCAAACGUUCCUCAUUGAGCUUGUUGUUGCUGCUGCAAAGCCGUCUGUUAAAAUUCUUCAUCAGUCAGAGACCUGGGCCCUGCUGCAGUGUAAAGUCCUCAGUGCUCGUCCAGAGCCAACAGUAAAGUGGCAGGACAGCGCAGGAAACAAACUUCCUGAUAAAGAACGAGAUGUCACAAAGUGUGGAGACCAUUUCAGUGUGGUCCUCCUCACCACUGUGACCAAGACAGACAACUUCAGCUGUGUGGUCACACAGGAGGACAUCAGCCAUCAGACUGAGGCUGAGAUUGAUGUUCGUCUCUCAGUGCGAGUCGUCGUACAUGAAGGCGAUGAGGCUCUUCUACCCUGUUCCCUCAGCACCAAGGAGGACCUGACAGGACAGCGCUUUGACUGGAGGAAAGAUGGUCAGAAGGAGGUGUUCCUGUAUGAAGCAGGCACUCAUGACAAUAACAGCUAUCAUGGUCAAGACGAGCAGUUCAAAGGUCGCGUCUUCCAUUUUGAAGACGAACUGAAGAACGGCGACGCCUCCAUAAAGAUCAUAAAUGCGAAGGUGGCUGACACAGGAGCGUACACCUGUGACUUUCCCUUUCUUCAGCCACCUCAGAUGUUUGACAUUGAGCUUGUUGUUGGUGCUGCUUAUGAGCCGUAUGUCAGAAUACUUCAUCACACGAAGGACUGGUCUCUGCUGCUGUGUGAGGUUCUCAAUGCUCAUCCAGAGCCAACAGUAAAGUGGCAGAACAGUGCUGGAAACGUCCUUCCUGACAAAGAACGAGAGGUCACAAAGAGUGGAGACCAUUUCAACGUGAUCCUCCUCGCAACUGUGACCAAGACCGACAACUAUCGCUGUGUGGUCACACAGGAGGAAAUCAGCCGUCAGACUAAGGCCGAGACUUAUGUUUAUAUCAGUGGUGCAGCUCCAAAGCCAGGGGUCUCCAUUAGAUGGACUGUUGCUGCUGUUACUGUUGCUGUUUUCUGCACGCUUUUGGUUGGUAUUUUUGCUCACAUUCUGCUUUUUUGGAGGAGUCGCACCAAACUCAUGUCCAAGAGAGGUUCACAUCCAAUAUCAAAGAAAGAAGAAGUCCACCUUAAAGCUGUUUAUGAAGAAACAACUCCUGUCUAUUAGUGCGUCUGUUCUGAACGACAAAAAGACACUUUGACGUUUGAACUUCACUUCACAUGUGAACCUGAGUUUCCAACGUGUUUCAGCUUUUAAAAAGCACCCAAACUGAGAAGUUUGACUGAAGACUCUGAACACACACUCUUUUUGUGCUUUUUUAAUGAAGGUUUUCAUUGUGUUGUAUUUGCAUUUCAGUAGGCUGCUCUAUAGGUAAGUUCAGAUCAGAUCAGAUCAGAAUUCCUUUAUUUAUCGCUGAAGGGAAAUUCUUCUUUCCUACAGACAUUGCAAUUUUCCAGACCAAGAACAUUAAAAGACAAGCAGCUAAUCAGUGCUGAUACUGUAAAUAACGGAAUGAUGUUACCAUAGCACUGCUAUUAGUUCCUCAGAAAGUUACUGAACUCCAAUGUGAUUCAUUUGAAUUGGAUUGAAUUAAUUAAUUUGGUUUAUUUUGGGGUUUUCAUUUUGUCUUGUCCAUCCUGGCAGAAGAUGUGGGUGUUGCCCUUUGGGCGGACUAGUUUCCUUAUCUCAUCAUAUGUUUGUUUUUUUAUUUGUUUAGUUUUUAUUCUGCCUGCUUCCCCCACUACAAUUAAAUUAGCUCAGGUUGAAUCCCAGUUAGGCCUUAAGGGCAGGUGGUGCAGUUUUUAAUUGUUUGCAGUGAGAAUAAUCGUGUAAACUGUAAACGUGUUUAUUCUCUUAGUGUGCAAGGUUUAUUGAAUUUCUGAUGUGUGUGCCUGGAGCCAGUGAAAUUUAAGUUGUGCCUUGUUAGGAGCAGCUUGGAAAUCACUGGAGAGGAAGUUAUGGCGGAUAAAAAUUAGACAGUCCAACGUGAUGGAACUGUUAUUUACUGAGCCCCAUGGGAUUUCAGGCAGCCGACUGGUACCAGUGGAAAUUAGUUAACUGGUGUUUAACGCUGACAUGUUUAUGUUUCUGCUCUCAGCUUUGAGACUAUAAAAUAAUGCUGUUAAAUUCCAUCCUAGAAGCCAUUCAUCUUAUCAGAACGCUGUUAUAUGCAUUCAAUAUUUGUUGAGCUGCCAUGCCGGUAAACUACGGUAAGCUUUUACCAGUUCAAAAUGGAUUGCUGGUAUGAUUAAAAAUUAGGAAUGUUUUGAAUGUUUCUGUGUUAAUUAAAAAAAAUACACUAAA